Molecule: messenger RNA, 1368 nt
Organism: Aspergillus oryzae RIB40
Lineage: Eukaryota; Fungi; Ascomycota; Eurotiomycetes; Eurotiales; Aspergillaceae
Product: DUF821 domain protein
Exons: 2
Coding region: 1-1368 (455 amino acids)
Source: RefSeq, a predicted model, not a curated record
AUGACACGACCGAACCAGAGUCGCUACCUAUUUCGUUUCGGGAUCCCUUCCAUCGUGGGUGGCAUCCUUGGGCUGCUCAUCUGGUCCCUGUGGUUCGGUGUCAACUCCGAUCGAGACAAUGUAUCAUCCUUGAUAAACCACCUCAUUCCUGCAGGCCAUUGUGCUUGCCAAACAGCCGUGUCAUUCGAAUGCGGGAGUUGUCUCCGUUGUGCUUCUGGUCUCCCUGAGGAUCCAACACCACAAGCACGAGCUUAUAACCCAGUCUACGACGCACAUAACCUAUCCCUGAAUGCUGCCCAGUGCCAGGGUUUCUUUCCAGGCCUGUUCGAAGAUGUCCACCGCGCGCAGGCAUUCUGGACUGCAAAGCAUGGCAUAUCCAUGCAUGACUUGAAUGACAUUCAUCUGGUGGAUGGCAUGGCUCGUGCAGCAGUAGUCAAUGGUCAGCUAUAUGUGAUAUCCACUCAUGCCAGAGGAGACGACCAUCGGCGUAAAAUCUUGGGUAUCUUGGGUUCGAUCCAUCGGGCAUUAGCCUCGAGUCCUAAUACUUCUGCUCUACCUAAUACAGAGUUCAUUUUCUCUGUAGAGGACAAAGUAGACGAUGUUGCCAGUCCUCAUCACCCUCUAUGGGUCUUGGCCCGAAAGCCAGAUGAGAAAGCCGUGUGGCUCAUGCCGGACUUCGGCUUCUGGGCUUGGGAACACGGCAAGGUUGACGGCAAGAUCGGUCCGUAUACUCAGGUGGUGGAUCGUAUUCGACAGAAAGAUGUCCCUUGGGAGGAGAAAGAGGCUAAGCUGGUGUGGAGGGGGAAACUGAGCUUUGCGGCGAAGAUGCGACGGGCAUUGCUGGAGGCAGCAAGGAAUCAGCCAUGGGCUGACGUCAAAGAAAUAGUAUGGAAGGAUAAGACGAACUUUAUCAGCAUGGAGGAACACUGCCGGUAUCGCUUCAUUGCUCAUGUAGAAGGACGAUCUUAUUCAGCUUCCCUUAAAUAUCGCCAGGCAUGCGGUUCCGUCGUCGUCGCACAUAAACUCCAGUAUAUCCAACACCACCACUACCUCCUUGUUUCGUCAGGCCCAGAUCAGAAUUUUGUCGAAGUAGAGCGCGACUUUUCUGACCUGCCAGCGAAAAUGCAGACGUUGCUAGACGAUCCAGCGUCUGCUGAGCGCAUUGCCAAUAAUAGUGUCACAACGUUUCGGGAUCGAUAUUUGACUCCAGCUGCAGAGUCAUGUUAUUGGCGUGAGCUUUUGGAUCAGUGGACAGCAGCGUCGCGACAUAUUACCGACGCAAUUUCUCCAUCUGAAUUUGUACUCAGGGGUAUACGUUAUGAAUCUUUCAUAUUGCUUGAUAGCCAGAAAAUGAUGCAGUUUCCAUGA